Messenger RNA from Saprolegnia diclina VS20, 1474 nucleotides. RefSeq lists its product as hypothetical. The coding region runs from base 37 to 1431 and encodes 464 amino acids. Gene Ontology annotation, molecular function: dihydrolipoyllysine-residue acetyltransferase activity. The transcript is spliced from 3 exons. Gene Ontology annotation, biological process: pyruvate decarboxylation to acetyl-CoA. Gene Ontology annotation, cellular component: pyruvate dehydrogenase complex. The record is from RefSeq and is a predicted model, not a curated record. Lineage: Eukaryota; Oomycota; Saprolegniomycetes; Saprolegniales; Saprolegniaceae.
GCAAAUCCAGUCAAUCACUUUCCUUGUUUAUCGACGAUGCGUGUGGUACAGAUCCUCCAGCGCAGCGGCCGCGUGCUCGGCGCCCGCUCCACCGUCGCCGCCCGCGCCUUCUCUUCUCUGCCCGACCAUGAGGUCGUCGGCCUCCCGGCCCUGUCCCCGACCAUGGAGAUGGGUACGAUCUCGGCGUGGUUGAAGAAGGAAGGCGACAAGAUCAGCGCCGGCGACGUCAUUUGCCAGGUCGAGACCGACAAGGCCGUCGUUGACUUUGAGGCCCAGGACGACUCGUACCUUGCCAAGAUUCUCAAGCCCGAGGGCACGGCCGACAUCAAGGUUGGCGAGCCCAUCUUUGUCACGGUUGACGAGGCCAGCUCGGUCGCGGCCUUGGCCACGUUUACGGUCGGCGCCAACGCUGCGCCGGCGGCUCCUGCCCCGGCUGCGGCCGCGCCGGUUGCCGCGGCGCCUGUCGCUGCUCCCGUUGCUGCUGCUCCUGUCGCGACGCCGGCGCCGUCGACAAUUGCUGGCCGUAUUGUAGCUAGCCCGUUGGCCAAGAAGAUUGCGCGCGAGUCGGGUGUGACCCUCGCCGGCGUCUCGGGCUCGGGCCCGUUGGGCCGCAUCAUCCGCGCGGAUGUUGAAGAGGCGCUUGCCCGCGCCCAGUCGCAGCCGGCGGCCGCGGCGCCUGUCGCCGCUGCGCCGGUUGCGGCCGUCGCGGCCCCGAUUGUCCACGGUGACUUUACCGACGUCCCGCUCUCGGCCAAGGCCCAGGCGUUCGCGGCGCAGUUGACGCAACAGAAGCUCGACGUGCCGCACUACCACUUGACGAUCGACGUGACGCUCGACAAGCUCCUCUCGGCGCGCGACCUCUUGAACAAGACGCGUGGCGAAACCGAGCAGCUCUCGGUCAACGACUUUAUCGUGCGCGCCGCGGCGCUGACGAUGAAGAAGAUCCCGGCGGCCAACUCGGCCUGGAUGGGCACCUUUGUGCGCCAGUUCCACAACGUCAACAUCAGCAUGAUGAUGUCGGUCGACGGCGGCGUGCUCGCGCCCGUCCUCCGCGACACGAACCUCAAGGGCCUCGACGGCCUCAACGCCGAUGUCCGCGACCUCGUCGAGAAGGUCACGAACGAGCACUCGGACUUGGCCGACGACGACUUUGAGGGUGGUACCUUUACGAUCAGCAACGUUGGCAUGUACGACGUCAAGGCCCUCGCGGCCAUCGUGAGCCCCAACCAGGCGUGCUCGCUUGGCCUCGGCGUCAUCUCGAAGCGCGUCGUGCCCAACGACGACCCGGACGCGACCCAGAUCUACAAGUUUGCGACGCAGAUGACGGCGACGCUCGCCUGCGACCACCGUGUCAUUGAUGGCGCGACCGGCGCCCAGUGGCUUGCGUCGUUCAAGGAGCUCGUCGAAGACCCCUUGCGCAUGAUUCUCUAAGUACAUUUAAUAGACCAAGUCACGCGUACGCGUUGUCGACACA